CGUGAGCGCACGAACACACACAGCCCUUUUGUGUGCAGCGAUUGCGCGUCCAGGCAAGGCUCCCAUAUUCCACCUGCACUCAAUCGCCUCUGAAGGCAUUCCUUGCUACGCCCACCACAGUCCAUACCGCAUUCCAAGCUCAGCAGCGACGAUGAAUGUGCUCAAACUACAAAAGAAGUAUCCGCAAUUCCCACAGUCGGAGAUAUACAGCCUCAGCGACGCCUUCCGCAAACUCGAUGUAGACGACAAGGGCUACGUAGACGAGGGAACGGCGAUCAAGUCGGCGCAGAACACCGAGCGACAGCCGUACGAUGUGGUCCGCCAGGCAUUGAAGGAGGUCGAGCUGGACAGCAGCCGAAGAGUUGAGCUGGACGAUUAUGUGGACCUGAUUGCGCGCUUACGCCAGAGCUCGCCCGCCCAACAGCGGUCGCGCGGCUUCAGCAAUGCCAACAAGCCCGAGGGAGGAGCGGCGCCGCAAGUUCAGCACGCCGCGACACGCAGCAUAGGCAGCGGAGCGGCGGCCAAGGCGGGAAGAAUUACUGUCGGAGGCUCGACGUCCAGCUCGCAGCAUACCAUCAACGAGGAUGAGCGGACAGCAUUUACCUCGCACAUCAAUGCUGUUCUAGCGGGCGACCAGGAUAUUGGCCACCUGCUCCCAUUCCCCCUGGACACCUUCGAAAUGUUCGAUUCCUGCAAGGACGGUCUCGUUCUCGCCAAGCUCAUCAACGACAGUGUGCCGGACACCAUCGAUGAGCGUGUGCUGAACAGGCAGGGCGGCAAGAUUAAGACGCUGAAUGCUUUCCACAUGACCGAAAACAACAACAUUGUCAUCGAGUCCGCAAAGGGCAUUGGCUGCUCGGUCGUCAACAUUGGCUCGGGCGAUAUCAUUGAAGGCAGAGAGCACCUGAUCCUUGGUCUCAUUUGGCAGGUUAUCCGAAGAGGUCUGCUCGGCAAGAUUGAUAUCAGACUGCACCCAGAACUUUACCGCUUGCUGGAGGAUGGUGAAACGCUCGAGCAAUUUUUGCGACUGCCACCAGAGCAAAUUCUGCUUCGAUGGUUCAACUACCACUUAAAGAAUGCAGGCUGGCACAGAAGAGUCCAAAAUUUCUCCAACGAUGUCAAGGACAGCGAAAAUUACACCGUCCUCCUCAACCAACUCGCGCCCAGCAUAUGCUCACGAUCACCACUCCACACGUCGAAUGUCGAACAGCGCGCUGAGCAAGUGCUCCAGAAUUCCGACCGCCUCGAUCCUCCAUGCCGCAAGUUCUUGACUCCGAAGUCCCUGUGCGCCGGCAACCCCAAGCUAAAUCUUGCAUUCGUCGCCAACCUGUUCAACAAUCAUCCCGGACUUGAGCCGAUCACUGAAGAAGAGAAGGCCGAGAUUGAGGACUUUGACGCGGAGGGCGAGCGCGAGGCGCGUGUCUUUACGCUUUGGCUCAACUCGAUGAACGUGCAGCCGAGUGUGGUCUCGUUCUUCGAUGAUCUCAAAGACGGCAUCAUUCUCCUGCAAGCAUACGACAAGGUUAUCCCCGGCUCUGUGAACUGGCGUCACGUCAACAAGCCUCCCGCCAAUGCGGCCACUCCUGCCAGCCAGGAUCCUGACGAGCAAUAUCUGACCAUCAAGUCCGGCAUGUCCCGCUUCAAGGCUGUGGAGAACACGAACUACGCCGUCGAGAUCGGCAAGCAGAACCGAUUUUCUCUUGUCGGGAUUCAAGGCGCGGAUAUCACGGAUGGGCAGCGGACGCUUACGUUGGGUAUGGUGUGGCAGCUCAUGCGGAAGGACAUCACCAACACACUCUCGGCUGUCGCACAACGUAUGGGGAAGCGCGAGCUGAGUGAUGCGGACAUGGUCAAAUGGGCGAACGACAGUGUCCAGAAGGGUGGCCGUUCAUCACAGAUCCGAUCUUUCAAGGAUGGGCAAAUCGCUUGCGGCGUUUUCUUGCUCGAUGUGCUCAACGGCAUGAAGAGCAGCUAUGUCGACUACGACCUCGUGGCUUCUGGAAGGACGGACGAGGAAGCAUAUGCCAAUGCCAAGCUAGCGAUUUCUAUUGCACGAAAGAUGGGUGCAACGAUCUAUCUCGUGCCGGAGGACAUUACCAGUCUGCGCACGAGACUCAUCCUGACCUUUAUUGGCAGUCUGAUGGCUACUGCGGAGAAGCUUGGUUCAUAAGACAUUGGCACGAUGGAAGCAUGGUGGUUUGUGUUGGAACAGCGCGGCGUCGUGGUAGUCGAUGUGUGCACAAUGGGAGGGGGGCGUCGGAUGAUAGAUAGCAUGAGAGUGAAAAGUAGGCAAUCGAGCGCAUUGACGACAUGUCUCCUGCAACG
Molecule: messenger RNA, 2325 nt
Organism: Pseudocercospora fijiensis CIRAD86
Lineage: Eukaryota; Fungi; Ascomycota; Dothideomycetes; Mycosphaerellales; Mycosphaerellaceae
Exons: 3
Coding region: 152-2170 (672 amino acids)
Biological process (GO): actin filament bundle assembly; actin filament network formation
Cellular component (GO): actin filament bundle; cytoplasm; actin filament
Molecular function (GO): actin filament binding
Source: RefSeq, a predicted model, not a curated record